Pieris macdunnoughi is the source of this 762-nucleotide messenger RNA. Lineage: Eukaryota; Metazoa; Arthropoda; Insecta; Lepidoptera; Pieridae. The record is from the annotation of a GenBank genome assembly.
AUGAGGCGACGAGCUGGUGUCGGUGCUAUCCAGAAGCAACAGUUAGAACGAGAAAAGUAUAGAGAAAAGGGUUCAGAAAUUCAAGAAAAUCAAUUCUUACAAAUGCAAAAGCAACUCGAGGUUUUCAGGGAAAAUCUUGAAGAAUUUGCAACAAAACAUAAAAAUGAAAUUAAGAAAAAUGCACAAUUCAGAAGGCAGUUUCAAGAAAUGUGCGCUGCAAUUGGUGUGGAUCCACUUGCUUCAGGAAAAGGCUUUUGGUCUGUGCUAGGUAUUGGUGAUUUCUACUAUGAGCUAGGAGUUCAAAUAGUUGAAGUGUGCUUAGCUACAAACUACAAAAAUGGUGGACUUAUAACGCUAGAAGAAUUAAGGACAAGAUUAAUAGCUGCACGGGGAAAAGCUAAGAAACAUCAAGAUAUAACAAAUGAAGAUUUGUUAGCUGCAGUAAAAAAACUCAAGAUAUUUGGAAAUGGAUUUACUGUGGUUUCUAUAGGGAAAGGAAAAUGGUUAGUGCAAUCUAUUCCUGGAGAACUUAAUCUAGACCAGACUUUAGUUCUACAAAAGGCAAGCUCCUUAGGAACUGCCUGGAUAUCUAUAAGCAUGUUAACUGGAGAUUUAGGGUGGAAUGAAACAAGAGCAGAAAAUGCUCUCAAUUACAUGGUUAAGGAAGGUCUAGCUUGGGUGGACAACCAGGACCCUAAAGAGACUCUAUUUUGGUUCCCUAGUAUGUUUUCUGACUGUGUUGAGGCUGCCGCGGCAUCUUAA